Molecule: messenger RNA, 1872 nt
Organism: Lathyrus oleraceus (garden pea)
Lineage: Eukaryota; Viridiplantae; Streptophyta; Magnoliopsida; Fabales; Fabaceae
Product: zinc finger BED domain-containing protein RICESLEEPER 2-like
Exons: 3
Coding region: 1-1872 (623 amino acids)
Molecular function (GO): protein dimerization activity; DNA binding
Source: RefSeq, a predicted model, not a curated record
AUGGAUGGUCAUGACAGUGUUAUGGACUUUGAGACAGAAGAACAUAUUGGUUCUACACCUCCAGUUUCUAAUAAUGCUGGUUUGUUGCCUCAAAAGCGUAAAAAUCGGUCAGAAUCAUGGAAUCAUUUUACACCGAUGUCGUCGAACACAGAAAUGUCAAAGUCAGCAAAAUGCAAGCAUUGUGGCUCCUUAAUCAAGUAUAAUGGUGGAACAAGCGCUAUGCUAGCUCAUUUGAGAAGAUGUAGUGAUAAUCUAGAUAAUGCGGUGAAUGUGACGAUGCAUGAACCAUCUUCAAGCUCAAUGGAAAAUAGGGAAGCGAUUGUUAAUUCAUCUCCUUCGGCUCCCAAAUUUGACCAAGAAGUUAGCCAAAUGGACUUGACAAAAAUGUUUGUAGCCAUGGAACUUCCGUUUCAAAAGGUAGAGCAUCCAUAUUUACAUAGGUUCAUUUAUGGCUUACAACCAAAAUUUAAGUUCCCAUCACGCAAUACACUAGCACGUGAUAUUUUGAAGAAUUGGGACAUGGAGAAAGCAAAGAUGAAGACUAUUUUGUCACAAAAUUGUCGCCGAGUUUGUAUCACUACAAAUACAUGGACAUCUACCCAAGACUCUAAUUACAUGUGUCUCACAGGGCAUUACAUUGAUAACAAUUGGAAGCUACAAAAAAAUAUUUUGAAUUUUACUCAAGUCACAUACUACACAGGAGAGAUUAUGGCCAAAACAGUUAAGAAGUGCUUAAAUGGUUGGGAACUAAAUCGUGUGCUUAGUGUUACCGUGGACAAUGCAUCUUCAAAUGACGUUGGAAUUCAACAUCUCAAAAGAUGGCUUCACUCUCAGAAUGGCAUAGUUUUGAAUGGAGAAUAUCUUCAUACACGUUGUUGUGCCCACAUAUUAAACCUUAUUGUAAAGGAUGGGAUGAAAGAAGUUGAUGAUUCUAUUGUAAGAAUUCGUGCAGCGGUGAGCUAUGUGAGGCGUACUCCUUCGAGGUUUCAGAGAUUUAAGAAAUGUAUUGAUCAUGAAACAAUUGGAUAUAAAGGUUAUGUUGGGAGAGAUUGUGAGACUCGGUGGAACUCAACAUAUCUAAUGUUAAAGGGUGCAUUAAAACAUAAUAAGACCUUUACAGAGUUAGAAUUCAGAGAUCGGAAAUAUUUUAAUGAAAUGAGUAAGGACAAAGGAGUGCCUAGACCGAAAGAUUGGGAGCAUGUUGAGUUAAUCCUUCCAUUUCUACAGAUAUUUCAUGAAGCUACAGAGCGUAUUUCAGGAUCUUCUUAUGUGACAAGCAACAUGUAUAUGCUUGAGGUUUUUGGUGUUGGAAGAAGCAUUCUGAACAUGUGUAAUUCGGAAGAUCAAAAGGUAAGGUCAAUGGCUAUAAAGAUGAAGGCAAAGGCAGUGUCUCGUCUAGGUAGUUCAGUUAAUCUAUCAGGUGGUUUUAAUGCAGUUAAUGAUCCGUACCAUUAUGCUGAAUUCUACCAAUCAGAUGAGUGCAACACAUUAGAGACAGAAUUACAGAAGUAUAUUCAAGAAGAAGUAGAAAACCGUCCUCCAAAUUUUGAUGUGCUAGAGUGGUGGAAGGUGAAUUCAAGCCGAUAUCCAAUACUUGCAAGCAUUGCAAGAGAGGUUUUAGCCAUACCGAUAUCCAGUGUAGCCUCUGAAUCAACUUUCAGUACCGGAGGAAGAAUCCUUGAUGCAUAUCGUAGUUCUUUAACAUCGGCUAGUGUGGAAGCACUUAUGUGUACUGAAGAUUGGCUCAAAGGAGUAGUUCCAUCUUUUCUUAGUAGUGAGGAUCUCGAUAAUAUUGAUCGAAUUGAGGAUGAACUAUAUUCUGCGCCAGAUGCCGGAAGUUGCUCAUCCUUUGUGUCAGUUGUUGAUGAUUGA